Aspergillus terreus NIH2624 is the source of this 1851-nucleotide messenger RNA. RefSeq names its product WD40 repeat domain-containing protein. Gene Ontology annotation, biological process: positive regulation of anaphase-promoting complex-dependent catabolic process; positive regulation of ubiquitin protein ligase activity; anaphase-promoting complex-dependent catabolic process. The record is from RefSeq and is a predicted model, not a curated record. The transcript has a single exon. Gene Ontology annotation, cellular component: anaphase-promoting complex. Lineage: Eukaryota; Fungi; Ascomycota; Eurotiomycetes; Eurotiales; Aspergillaceae. Bases 1 to 1851 code for a protein of 616 amino acids. Gene Ontology annotation, molecular function: ubiquitin ligase activator activity; anaphase-promoting complex binding; protein binding.
AUGGCUACUCCCACAGUAUCAACGCCCGUCAAGACCCAUACGGGGAUCUUCUCGACCAAGACCGCCGGAGGUCGGUUGCCUCUGACUCCCUCUCCCCGCGGACGGACAGGGAGCAUGGCGUCCAACAACUCCUCUCCGUUUACUCCUCCUCGUCAGCCAGAAGGUUCCAAGGAAUCUCACCGCUCGGUGUACGGUGGAAACCUUUCGUCACACUUCGCUAAGUCCAUGGCCCGAUCGUCCCGCGCCUACCGCGAGUCUCCCAAGUCCAAUAUUGCUCGGACCCGCAAGUCUCCUAAGCAUCUCGAGCUCGGUGUUUCAGACUGGUCGUUGACCGGUACUGGGCCCUCGUCUACACAGUCUCCGCCCAAAGAACGAGUCCGCAAAGAAGUGACCACUCGUACCAGAUCGGGCAAGACGACUGUUCGUAUUUCACACAACGCUGCGGACCGCUUCAUUCCCAACCGUGCAGCCAGCGAAGGUUUGAACACUGCGGGUGCCGCAAAGCCAGAGGAGAACCAGCGUCCCAAGACCAGUGGCAACGAGGGAUCGUCUGUCCUUGCGAAUGCAGCGAGCGCUUUUGACAUUGGUAGCCGGGGAUCCGACGAAGACCUCACCGCUGCCCUUGAGAACCUCGGUCUGGAUGACAAUGAACCUUCGACUUCCUACACCAAGCCUGCACCGGAUGCAGUCGCUUAUGAGUCUUCGUUGGCUGAUGCCUGUGGUGUUAAUUUGAAGACUCGCAUUCUUGCGUUCAAGCCUCCGCCUCCGGAGUCGUCCAAGCCAAUUGACCUGCGGGCUCAAUACAACCGUCCGCUGAAGCCGUCAAAAGCACCUGGUUCUCAGUUCCGUCGUCGCGUGCAAACCUCGCCGGAACGUGUGCUAGAUGCCCCGGAUCUCGUCGACGAUUACUAUCUGAAUCUACUCGACUGGAGCUCCGGAAAUCAGGUGGCUAUUGGUCUGGAACGCAGUGUUUUCGUCUGGUCGGCAGACACGGGAUCAGUCAACCGACUCUUGGAGACUUCCCCCGAUACCUACAUCAGCAGCGUGAAAUGGAGCGGCGACGGGGCCUACGUUGGCGUUGGCCUGGGAACUGGUGAAGUUCAGAUUUGGGAUGUGGAAGAAGGCACCAAGCUUCGAAGCAUGUUUGGACAUGACUCUCGGGUGGGUGUUAUGGGCUGGUCCAAGCAUAUCUUGUCUACCGGCGCUCGCAGUGGUCUUGUAUUCAACCACGAUGUCCGUGUUGCGCAGCACAAGGUUGCGGAGCUCGUCUCCCACACGUCUGAAGUCUGUGGGCUGGAGUGGAGACCGGAUGGAGCCCAGCUGGCUACUGGUGGCAACGACAACUUGGUCAACAUCUGGGAUGCUCGGUCUCUGAGUGCGCCCAAGUUCACCAAGACCAACCACCGUGCUGCCGUUAAGGCCCUCAGCUGGUGUCCCUGGCAGCUGAACCUGCUGGCUACGGGUGGAGGAUCGUACGAUCGCCACAUUCACUUCUGGAACACGACUACGGGCGCGCGGACGAACAGCAUUGAUACAGGAUCCCAAGUGACGAGUCUGCGGUGGAGCAACCACUACCGUGAGAUUGUCAGCUCUAGUGGUUUCCCCGACAACUCUCUGAGCAUUUGGAGUUACCCGACCCUAGUUCGCAACGUGGAGAUUCCCGCACACGAGACUCGUGUGUUGCACAGCUGCCUGAGCCCGGAUGGUCAGAUUCUGGCCACCGCUGCCGCUGAUGAGAGCUUGAAGUUCUGGAAGAUCUUUGAGCGCAAGCCCGGCACCACCGCGUCCGCAUCCCGCGAGGGAGGCGUGGGAAGCAAAGGCCAGAUGUCCAAGUCCAUGACGAUUCGGUGA